This is a messenger RNA of Schizosaccharomyces osmophilus, 1041 nucleotides long. Its product is annotated as alcohol dehydrogenase. The record is from RefSeq and is a predicted model, not a curated record. The transcript has a single exon. Gene Ontology annotation, molecular function: oxidoreductase activity. NCBI's taxonomy places the organism in Eukaryota, Fungi, Ascomycota, Schizosaccharomycetes, Schizosaccharomycetales, Schizosaccharomycetaceae. The coding region runs from base 1 to 1041 and encodes 346 amino acids.
AUGCCGUUGCAAUAUGUUAUUAGAGACAAAAAGAGCGGAUUUGAACAAUUAAAAGCUGAAGAAGUCGAACAAAUUGAAGCUCUUAAGCCUAACGAAGUUCGAGUAAAACUAAAGGCUGCUUCGCUCAACUAUAGGGAUCUGACUAUAGCCAAGGGUGAAUAUCCCCAAGCUUAUAACAUACCAGUGGUUCCUGGGUCUGAUGGAGUAGGCAUUAUUGAAAAGGUUGGCGAUGACGUUGAAGGAUUUAAGCCUGGGGAUACCGUAAUCGGCAAUUUUUUUACUGAUUAUAUUGACGGAGGACCGACUAAACAUGGUUUGUAUGGAGCAUUAGGUGGCACUCAUGAUGGUACGUUCCGUCAAGUUGGUGUCUUCCCUGCUCGUAUAUUGGUUCAUGCCCCUAAGAAUUUAAGCUAUGAAGAGGCAUCCACUUUACCUUGUGCCGCCGUGACCGCAUGGAACGCUUUGUUUGGAUCCAAGGAGCAUCAGUUGAAGCCUGGUCAAAAUGUCUUGAUCCAAGGCACUGGUGGUGUUUCCAUUUUUGCACUCCAGUUCGCUGUCGCAGCUGGUGCUCGUGCCACCGUCAUUUCUUCUUCAGAUGAAAAGCUACAAAUUGCCAAGAAGUUGGGCGCUAGAUAUUUGGUCAAUUAUAAAAAGAACCCUGAUUGGGCCAAGCCCACUUUGGAAGCCACCAACGGUGUUGGUUAUCAUCACGUCGUUGAAGUUGGCGGUGAAAAGACCAUGGGUCAAUCUUUAGAGGCUGCAAUUGUUGGUGGAGUCAUCAGCUCUAUAGGAUUCGUAGCUAAACAAGGUGGUAGUUCUGAUCUUACCUCUGUAAUUGUGCAAUUACUCAACAAAAAUAUCCAUAUUCGCGGUAUUUAUGUCGGUCCUGUAAAUAUGUUCGCAGAUAUGAUUGCUUGCAUUGAGGAGAAUGACAUUCAUCCAGUCGUUGAUAAGGUAUUCCCCUUUGACCAACUUAAGGAAGCCUACAACUACCAACAGAGUCAGCAACACGUUGGUAAAGUUGUCCUAAAUAUCUACUAA